CGGGUGUGAUAGGCUGCUUAAAGAAAGAAGCUUCGCCUUGUGUUCAGAUGAGCCCGUGGUGCUGCUGGAGAGUUCACUCACCGUCUGCUAGCUCCAGCCAAAACGGACCACGAAUCCUUUUCCUUUUUUAAAAUUUUAUUUAUUUCAUCCUAUCAUCGGAUAAGCCUUUUAAAAACAAGAUGUAACUCACCACCGAACAUUUACAUCCUCACUUGAAUAAACCUACAUGUUUUAAAAAACCGGGAUGAACAUCACUGAUGGAAGUUAUUGUGGCGAGUGGUUUUAACUAUGGUAUUCCGAUGCGAUUGUUUAUUUUGCCCUUUACCCUUGGCGAUGGAUCCCUAAUUUUGGGAUUAUCAGUAAUUCCACGAUUCUAUUAGGAAUCAUCGGCGAUCGAAGAGGGAAUUCUACACAGCCAAGCAAACUACAGGGGAUUUAAAUCGCAUUGCUCCGGGAAAAAGAAAAGAAGCAGGAAGAAAAUUCAUGUGGCGAUUCUCUCCUUAACAGUAAAUAAUUUUGGAUUGCAGAAUGAGCAAGGAAAGACCUAAGAGGAAUAUCAUUCAGAAGAAAUACGAUGAUAAUGAUGGGAUGCCGUGGUCGGAGGAGCGAGUGGUGCGGAAGGUGCUCUAUCUCUCACUGAAGGAGUUCAAGAGCGCACAAAAGCGCCAGCUUUGUGACGGCCUCAGCAAUGGAGGAAAGGGCCCUAAUGCUUCCUUGUCAAAUGGGCAGCUGAAUGGAUGUGGGUCUAAGGGAAAAGAGGACGGGUCUCUCUCGAGGAGUGCAGAUGGAGGCAGCGAGUACUCUGAGGACUGCCCGGCCAAAAAGAGGCCCAGACUGCAUGCACAGAGGAAGUUUGCUCAGUCUCAACCCAACUCUCCCAGCACCACGCCGGUGAAGAUGGCCGACGCCUCUCUGCCCACGCCGCUCACACAUAUCACAUUCCUCUCCAAGCGCAAACCCAAGACAGAAGACUUCCUCACCUUCAUAUGCCUUCGAGGCUCACCGGCAUUACCCAGUAACAUGGCCUACUUUGGCAGCUCUCAGGAUGAGGAGGAUCUGGAUGAUGAAGAUGAAAUUGAGGAAGAGAAACCACCCAGCGUGGCAUCCACAUCAUGUCAGUCUACACCCAAGAAGGGCAAACCUCCUGGCAAGAUCAACGGAUUCGUGUUAAAUGGCCUUAAGGUACACAAGGACAAAGAGCUCAAUACCAGAUCAAGAGGUAGAGAGUCGACUGUGGGGAGAGACUGUAGCGAGAGGUGUGAUGCGUCUGGUGACAUCUCCCACAAGCACACGGCGGCCACCGCCAAGAGCCACAACACCAAUGGCCACAACUACAGAAGAGCCGCAGAGGAACUCCGCAAGCAGGUCUCAAAAGUAAAUGGACUCACACGGGCAUCAUCAGUCGGCGCGCACACGGCCGGUGCCAAAAAGCAGAAAGACUUCCGUCUGCCGUCCAAAACUGUGAAGUACACAGCCACCGUGACCAAGGGCCACGUCACCUACACCAAAGCAAAACGAGAACUGGUUAAGAAAGCCAAACUCAACCACAGCAAGCAUGCUGUUUCUGCUGGCCUCCGUGCUUACAGUAACAACCACCACCAUCAUUCUCAUCAUCCAACCAGCAACGGCCAUGGCCGGCCUCAGCUAUCUCACUCAGGAAAAGCCCAAAGUAUCAAUGCAAAAACCCGCAAACAGGUGCUAUUAUCGAAUGGGGUGCAUAAGAUGACCAACGGUGGCCGGUUUAAUGGCAGGCUUAAUGGACGCCACAGUGCCAGGGAAGAGGAGGAAGAUGGCCGACAAGUGCGGCAGGGUCUGCGGAACUCUAAACGCAGAAGUGAUGCCAUUACGAUCCUUGGAGCUGGAACUGAGAGUGAUGAGGCCAAAACUAAGCUGCCUGUUAAUGAGGUUAAGAAAGCUAAACUGCAGACUAGCCCACUGGAAACUCGUAGCAAGAAGGCGCUGAGUCAGUUCAAGCCUCCCAACACCAUCACUAUUGCACAUAGUAUCACUGAAAUGGCUGCCUCCCCUACUCAGAAAACGGGUCCUGCCCCUCCUCCAUCUCCCCCUGCUGCUCCAGCCUCCCCAGGCAUGCCCCAGAACCCCGCAACCCCUGAGCCAGCACGUCAGCGGCCCAAGCGUGCCUCUGCUGGCAAACUGAUGUUCAUCAGACAAGCACAGCAGAGGGCCCAAACUAACCCUGCCCUCAAUCGGACCACAUCCACUACCUCAGCCAACAAGUCCUUCAAACCAGCAGAGCCCACACACACACCUCCACCACGGCCGGACAGAGACAGGGAGCGUGAAAGGAGCAAAGCAGGGUGGGCAACCCUGGGGGAUGUGCCCAUUUUCAAGCCCAGCUCCAGGGAGUUCCAGGACCCUUUGGUGUACCUCGACUCGGUACGGGAACGGGCCGAGUCGUGUGGACUGUGCAGAGUGCUGCCACCUCCUGACUGGAGGCCAGAGUGCAAACUCAACGACGAGAUGCGUUUUGUGACACAGGUUCAGCGCAUCCACAAGCUGGGUCGGCGCUGGGGCCCCAAUGUUCAGAAACUGGCCUGCAUUAAGAAGCACCUCAAAUCUCAGGGCAUCUCAAUGGACGAGCCGCCUCUUAUAGGUGGCUGUGAAGUAGACCUGGCUCGUUUUUCUGAGCUUGUCUGCGACAUGGGGGGAAUGCAGCAGGUGAUGGACCUGAAAAAAUGGAGCCGGCUGGCCGACCUUCUUCGCAUUCCCAAAUCAGCACAGGAUCGUCUGGCCAAGCUCCAGGAGGCCUACCUCCAGUACCUGCUCUCUUAUGACCUGCUCUCUCCUGAGGAGCACCGCCGACUGGAGCAGGAGGUGCUGGCAGAAAAGGAGGUUUUGGAACGCAAACGGGGACCCCUGGAGGGCCACUCGGAUAGCGGCCAGCGGUCUCUGGUUCUUCCCCGUUUCGAACCCAAGAAUGGACUCACCGGCCUCAACCACCGCAAUGGCUUCCGCAAUCACAACAAAGAGCCAGACACCCAGCGGCAGGCCGGCCGCCGCAGACUGUUUGCUCAGGAAAAGAAAGGGGAAAAAGUGGACAGUGAUGAGACAGAAGGGGAGGCAGAAGAGGAAGGUGUUCUCAGUGACCAGCACAAAUGUAUAUACAAGGGGAGAUCGGUAUCUUUGACCACCUUUUACAGAAUAGCAAGAAAUACUAUGAUGAUGUGCUUCAACAAAGAGCCUGGGGCUGCUGAAGUUGAGCAAGAUUACUGGCGGAUAGUGGAGCAGAGGGACUGCCAUAUAGCAGUGCAUUAUGGGAAAGUGGACACAAACACACAUGGAAGCGGCUUCCCUGUGGGCAAGUCCGAACCCUUCUCCAAGCAUGGAUGGAACCUCACUGUCCUUCCCAAUAACUCUGGAUCCAUUUUGCGCCAUCUUGGUGCUGUGCCUGGGGUGACUAUUCCCUGGCUGAACAUCGGCAUGGUCUUUUCUACCUCAUGCUGGUCACAAGACCAAAACCGCCUUCCGUACGUUGAUUACUUACACACUGGUGCUGAUUGCAUUUGGUAUUCUAUUCCUGCUGAGGAAAAGACGAAGCUUGAUAAAGUGGUGCACACACUGCUUCAGGCCAACGGCACGCCGGGACUGGAAAUGCUGGAGAAGAAUGUUAUGAUUUCUCCAGAGGUGCUUUGUCGUGAGGGGAUAAAGGUCCACCGUACGGUCCAGCAGAGCGGGCAGUUUGUGGUGGUCUUCCCCGGCGCGUUCGUGUCCAGGGUGUGCUGCGGCUACAGUGUGUCUGAAACUGUGCACUUUGCCACACCACAGUGGAUGAACCUGGGCUAUGAGGCUGCUAAGGACCUGAAAUGCAGGCGCAUAGCAAAACCCUUCUCUAUGGAGAAGCUACUCUACCAGAUCGCCACAGCCGAGGCCAAACGAGAAAACAGACUUGUGCUCAGUACAAUCUCUUCUCUUCUCAAAGAUCUCAGGAACAUAGAGAUGAAGCAAAGGCAGGAGCUGUAUGAAGCAGGGCUGCUUUCCUCCGCACGCUACUGCACUCACGACAACAACCAAUCGCCUGCUGACACCAGGAAGAAACCACGCAAGUGGCUGGCGCUGGAGUCAUCCGAAAGGCGCUGCCAAAUGUGCCAGCACCUCUGUUACCUGUCUAUGGUGGUGCAGGAGAAUGAAAAUGUGGUUUUCUGUCUGGAGUGUGCGCUGCACUAUGUGGAGAGAAACAAAAGCUGCCGCGGCCUCAAGAUGAUGUACCGCUACGAUGAGGAGCAGAUCAACAGUUUGGUGAAUCAGGUGUGCGGUAAAGCCCUGGUGAGAAGCGUGGCAGACGGCUGUAACGGCUCCAGCCCCACCAAACCGCCAGCCAAGCGCGGCCCCCGCAAGAGAGCCACCGUGGAGCUGUCCUUGACCAACCUGCCAACCCACCUGUCCAAAAGUGCCGCCGCUGCCGUCUCAUGAGAAACGCCGCCCGGUUGUCUACGUCAACAAAUCGAUUUCCUCUCUCUCCCUCCCUCCCUCCCUUCAUUUUGUUUGUGUCUUUCAUCACCCACAUAGCAGGGCAGAGUUUCCUGUUUUGAAAGCAGGCUGCCUUUUUUUGCACUAGCGCACUAGUUUUUAUUCACCAAAUGUUUGAUAGCAUUAAGAGACAUGGUCCCAGGUGUGAGUCACUGACAGGUGUGAGUAUGAUGUCAUCUUUUCUGCCUGGACCCUCUUCCCCCUCGUCUUCGGCCCCAUUGACUGCACACACGCUCCUCCUGAACUGUGAACCUUGGGACAAAUGGGUGCUUCUCUCCUCAUUUUUUUCCUAGCCCCUUUCCUUUGAAUGUUGGUGCUUGAUGGAGCUGCCCAAGAACGUUUUUUUUUUGUUUUGUUUUGUGUUUUUGUUGUUUUUUUUGUUUUUUUUUGUUUACCAUUUUGUUUUGUUUUAUGACAUCACAUUUGUUUUAAUUUGAAUCCAUUUACUCCCCAUGCAGCUCCUCUGCGGAAGACGCAGCUCUAAAGAUGGUAAACACUUGAAAUUUGUCGUCUUUUUUUUUUUUUUUUUUUUUGAGGAAGUACUGUGUGUUUUUUAUUUCAUCUGCUUUUCAUUUCACACUUUUCUCUGUGGAUUCGGGGAAUGCUGGUUUCCAUGGCAGCGGGUCGGACUGUACUUGAGGAAGUGGGUGUUAGGGAAUGAAUGCGUGGGUCCCGUCCCGGUAGUGAGAGGGGUUCCUCCCACGAUAACUGUGCCUGAUGUUUAGCGGGGAGAUCUUUCUUUAUUUUUGGUGCUGUUUUUUUUUUUUUUUUUUUUUUUUUGUAUAUCAAUACAAAAAGGUAAUAACAAAGAAGUGCUGUCUGCUAGCCUUCUUAUCCCACAGGACGGAAGAGCCCAGAGGCUUUUUCCGCUUCUAGAUGUGCAAUCGUGUCAACAUUCCAUUCUUCCAGACUUAUUCAUCUGUACCAGUUAACAUUAAUUAUUAUAUUAUAUUAUUGUAAUUAUUAUAUUUUGUGUUUUUGCCUUUUUAUUUGAUCUUUUGUUCUGAUGUGCUAUCUCAAGUUAGAGCCACUAUUCAAAGGGUGUAAAAUGUGAAAUACAAGUCCAAGUUUUUUAUUGUUAUUAUUAUUGUUUCUUUUUGUUGUCUUUUAAUUUUUGCAGAAGUAUCAGUGAUUUAAAGAAACUUAAAAAAAAUCAACUUUUGUACAUAAAUCCUGUAAAUGUCUUUAAUACUUGAGCCUUUGUUGGAGUGACAGAAGAAAAGGAUAGAUAGAUGGAUGAUGUCAGAUGAAGAAAAGCCUUACAUUUCAGUUUCUUCAGCUGUGGGAGUUUGAUGCAUACAGGGUUGCUCUGGUAAUGUGUAUACAUUUUAAGUGCUGCUUACAUCACUGAGGACUAAGAUAAGGAGUCGCGAUUUCCCCAUAGUUUUGUUUUUUAGGUUUACUUUUUUAAAGAAAAGGGAAAAUACUUUCACAAAAAAAAAGUUUUUACAUUUUCAUUACUGAAAAUUCAACAUUGUAGUAGCUACUCAUGUUGCACUGAGCUUGCCAGUGGUGACUGUCAAGGAAAAAAAAAAAAACUAUAAUCCAGUUUGUUGGUUGUUGUCCUUAACAGAAGACUGAACUGUUUUAGGAGUAUUUAAUGAAAACCAAGUCGGGUGUUUUCAACAAAAAAAAUGGCGGUUGUCAAGUUUUUAUGGCCUUACAAUGUAUUUUACUCAGAAUUUUUUGCUGUUUUUGGUUCCUUUUUCUACAAUAUGAGAGAUUUGCUCAGUCAGGCGAGUUAAUUUAUUAGCACUGCGUCUCAGUUCUUCCUCUCACGAGGAAAGAUUUCAUGUUGGUUAUAUUGCCAGUCGUAUUUUGUUUUUCUUUGUUUUGUUUUGUUUUUUACUUUUUCAAUUUGUACUUAAGGUUUAAUAAAAACUCAUGGACAAUU
Ctenopharyngodon idella (grass carp) is the source of this 6382-nucleotide messenger RNA. It is a transcript of the gene jarid2b, whose product is annotated as jumonji, AT rich interactive domain 2b. Lineage: Eukaryota; Metazoa; Chordata; Actinopteri; Cypriniformes; Xenocyprididae. Gene Ontology annotation, biological process: chromatin remodeling. The transcript is spliced from 18 exons. Gene Ontology annotation, cellular component: nucleus. The record is from RefSeq and is a predicted model, not a curated record. Bases 529 to 4431 code for a protein of 1300 amino acids. Gene Ontology annotation, molecular function: DNA binding; histone demethylase activity.